This is a messenger RNA of Leguminivora glycinivorella, 1019 nucleotides long. It is a transcript of the gene mIF3, whose product is annotated as translation initiation factor IF-3. The transcript is spliced from 3 exons. The record is from RefSeq and is a predicted model, not a curated record. Gene Ontology annotation, molecular function: translation initiation factor activity; ribosome binding. Gene Ontology annotation, biological process: mitochondrial translational initiation; ribosome disassembly. Gene Ontology annotation, cellular component: mitochondrion. Bases 108 to 758 code for a protein of 216 amino acids. Lineage: Eukaryota; Metazoa; Arthropoda; Insecta; Lepidoptera; Tortricidae.
CAGCUGUUAUUCAAUGUGUACUGUUGUAAUUAUUUAUUGCUGGCUCACCUGAAUAAUAAAGAAUAGACAUACAAAUCUUGAUUUUAGGUGUAAUAUAGUGCGAAAUAAUGAAUUCAAUAAUAAGAUUAAUAAGUUUUAGACCUAUUUUAGAAUGUCGGACCUUAGCUAGGCUUGCAGCAGAUGGCAAAGAAAUACCCAAACGGAAGGAUUUUGCAAACAGGAUAACGUUGAUUAACCCAGAUAACUCUGUCAGCAUUACGGAUCUGAAGAAUGCUCAGAACCUUUCACAGAAGCGCGAGUUGAAACUGGUUAAAAUACAAGAUGUGGAUGCUAAAACUAGGCGGCCUGUGUACAAAUUGAUGACUAACGCCGACUACCACAGUGAAGAGCUAGAAAACAGAAAACAAAGGCAGGAAUCUCGUCAAAACAAUGCUAUGAAAGGGGAGAAGUUGCUCACACUCUCCACAAAGAUAGGUGAACAUGACCUGAUGACGGGCGUGAAGAAGAUGAUGAAACUUUUGGAGAAACAGCACCAGGUGCGGGUGGUCAUCGCUGGCGACGGAGCCCAGGAAACUGAGAGUACAGAAAAGAUAUACUCUGUCAUUGAAAAGGGUAUAAAAUCUGUGGGGAAAGUAGUUCAAAAAAGAAACAAAGGCAACAGUCUGAGGUUCCAGAUACUACCUGCAAGAGAGGCCAGCGGGCCGGCGAGCGACAGUGUGGGCUCCGGCUCCGACGACAAGGACAAGGGCCCGCUAUGACUAGGCGUCGGGCUGGUGGCCAUAUUCACCAUCAAGUAUGUCAUUUUACAAAAAUAUUACUUUUCUAAACCGGACACCAACAGUGAAGAAACAAAAACUAUAAGUGAUACAAAGAGUUCAAAUACCAUUUUUGAUCGCAUUUAAUUUUCAGUUUUGGAAAUAGAAAUAAAACAAAAUAAUCGUUUAAACCAUGUAUUAUUUUAAUAAACAUUUGUAUGCUUAGAUGCUUUAUGAAAUAUUAAAUAAGAGAAUGUACAUGAG